Hypanus sabinus (Atlantic stingray) is the source of this 1526-nucleotide messenger RNA. It is a transcript of the gene setd9, whose product is annotated as SET domain containing 9. The transcript is spliced from 7 exons. Bases 388 to 1047 code for a protein of 219 amino acids. Gene Ontology annotation, molecular function: protein binding. The record is from RefSeq and is a predicted model, not a curated record. Lineage: Eukaryota; Metazoa; Chordata; Chondrichthyes; Myliobatiformes; Dasyatidae.
GAGGGGCGGCCCGAAGCCGGGGCUCGGCCGGGCUGUGGCUGCCGUUCCUCCGCGAUGCUGCGGCGGCUCCUCUCCGUCUGGAAGCGCUACAAGUACCGGCUGGUGCCCUGGAUCGCGCUGAACAUGGGCAGAAACCCCAGAGAUACAGCGUGGAACAUGAUCUUCCAGUCCUUCAGCCGUGAUACGCAGCAGUCCACUGAUUUUAACCCUGGCCUAAUCAUGACACAACUUACAUUGAUCUAUUAACCUACUAUCCGGACAAUACGAUUUGUUCCAGAAGCAUCUUUGGAUAAAAUUAUUUCUGACUCUGCGAUUGAGGACUCAUUACAGAAGUUGUUUUGUGCUUUGCUCAGAGGAGAUUUGUGCAAUCAAGCUGAGUUUCUUAAUAUGCUGCCAGAAAGUAUUCGAUCAAAGUACACGGCUAUAUUAACUCAUUCUCAAUCUGUUAAAGAAACUGAAGGAAAUCAUAUGGAUUUUAACCCUGAAGGGGCAAUGUUUGAAACAUUUGGAUUCAUUAUAAGAAGAGCAACAAGUUCACUUUUGUCUGCAGGAAGAGGGGUGUUUGUUACGACAGGAAAGGUGCCAAAAGGAACCGUUGUUUGCAUGUAUCCUGGUACUGUCUAUCAGCAAUACGAACCAAUCCUUUUCCAGUCUAUAUGCAACCCAUUCAUCUUCCGGUGUAUAGAUGGUGUGUUAAUUGAUGGAAAUGAUAAAGGAAUUUCUAAAGUUAUUUAUAGAUCUUGCAGUGGACGGGAUAGACUUGGUCCUUGUAAAACAAGUGAUGUCACUUGGCUUACAGAAACCCCAGCCAAUCCACUAGGUGUGGGCCAAUAUGUCAACAACUGUUCUAAUGAGAAAGAAGCCAAUGUAUGCUAUCAGGAAUUUGAUGUCCCCAAAACCUUUCCUCUCGAGUUCCGUCAGUACAUUCCUAACGUCAACUACAGGCAUGAUGCAGAAAGGCCUUUGCGAUGUGUAGUUCUUGUGGCUCUUCGAGACAUAGACGUGGGAGAAGAGCUGUUCUCCAAUUACUACACUAUAAUAAAAUAAGAACAGUGUACAUACCUCUUCUGGUGCUUCAGUCCACCCUCUAGAGUUGGACUUCCUAGAUAUUGAUGCCAAAUUAUUGAACUAUUUCAACGUCCAAAACACCAUUUUAAUAAGUGAUGAGAUGCUCUACCAUUUAGAGUAUAUUUUGAAAUACAUAACUUUUGUAUAAAGUUUAAUACUAUUUUGUGUGUAAUGUGGCGAGUAUGCAUGCACAAUUGCCCUUCAUCAGAGUUAUGAGGGCAGUCUAUUUGCACUUGUUGAGCUUUAUCUUUCUUGUCAGGCUGCUAGAGCUCAGCAGUAAAGGCGGGUAACCAGGAGAACCAGCCCAAAACCACAAGAAUAAUUGAAGGUUACUUCAUGUUUGUUGUAUGGAUCUAUUUUUUUUAAGUGCAGAGACUUCCCUUAGCACUACCUAUUGACUGAUAACCAUGCUCAUUGAUCUGUUUCUCUGUCGCUGUAAAGUGAAUAAACGAAUUAAU